UUGCUGCGGCGCGGCGGAGAAUCUGCCCGUCAUCCCGUUCAAUCAAUCAAUCCCAGGCUUUUGCUCACUUUCUCUCUUUACACCAGAGUCUCCCAUGUCGACCCAGGUUGCAGGUGGCCUCGAUCUGCCAUGAUCCUGCGGCCUUCUUUGCUGAGGCCCGUAUCGGUGCUGGACUCGCGCCUGGUGUGCUCGAGAUGUCUGUCGCGGCUGGCACGACCGCAGCCGGGGUUUUCCACGCGCGGCUUCGUUCUCUCGGCGGCCCUUCAGUCCGGCACGGCUGAUGGACAGACGGCCCCGCGGGUGUUUAAGAAGGAGUAUUUUUCCUCGAAUAAUGCGUCCAAUGUUGCUUUAGGGGAAAAGAAUUUGUUUGCCUCGCUCUCCACUUCCAAUGGCUCCGCUGGCGCAAAGGCAGCGUCUAUCAAUACAUCGGCUUCAUCGACGACCGAGACAGUGACCGGAGGAUCAGUAAAAGGAUCAACUACGUCCGAUCUUCCUCAGGAAUUCCCACACAGACGGAGGAAGCGAUUAAAGGAAGAAGCCGGGAAUAAUGACGCAGAAAAUGCCCUCCCUCUGGACGCUUCCGCGCAGCUGUCCGCUAUCUCCUCGUCCCUCCCUACAACUUCAAUCCGCCGGAAGCUGGCUGCGUAUUUCGCUCUCACCAAACCUCGCCUUUCCUUUCUCAUUCUUCUGACGACGACUUCUGCGUACGGCCUUUACCCCAUAUCCACCCUCCUCGCCCUCGAUCCCUCCAUGACCCAGCUCCCCACCUUUUCGACAUCCACCCUCACCUUCCUCUAUCUCACAACGGGGACGUUUCUGUCCUGUUCCAGCGCCAACACCUGGAAUAUGUACUUCGAGCCUCAGUAUGAUGCACGCAUGUCACGGACUCGCAACCGGCCCCUGGUUCGUGGAUUGCUUUCCAAGCGUGCGGCGUUUCUCUUCGCGAUCGGGACUGCGGCUACAGGUCUGACACUUCUCUAUGUUGGCACGAAUCCGACCGUGGCUGCAUUGUCAGCGGCCAAUAUUGUCCUCUAUGGAUUCAUUUAUACUCCCCUCAAACGUAUACACGUCAUUAAUACCUGGGUGGGUGCGAUCGUUGGUGGAAUUCCGCCGCUGAUGGGCUGGGUUGCUGCUGCGGGUCAGACUGCCACAACCGGCCAUGAUACUUGGCGGGACAUGCUGUUUGGCGAGAACAGUGCGGGUGGAUGGCUUCUCGCUGCCCUGCUGUUCGCGUGGCAGUUCCCUCACUUCAACGCGUUGUCCCAUACCAUCCGCGAAGAGUACAAGGCAGCGGGGUACAAGAUGAUGGCCUGGGUGAAUCCGGCACGGAAUGGACGUGUCGCACUCCGGUAUUCCAUCCUCAUGUUCCCGAUCUCGGUCGGCCUGUGGUGGGUUGGCGUGGUCGACAAGGGCUUUUUGGUCAGUAGCAGUCUGGCCAACGGAUGGCUGGUCCGGGAAGCCUAUCGCUUUAUGAAGCAUGAAGGUGCCAAGGGCACCGCACGUGGACUGUUCUGGGCCAGCGUCUGGCAGCUGCCAAUCCUUAUGGUCGGUGCGCUCGUGACGAAGAAGGGGCUCUGGGAUGGCGUGUGGCGGCGAGUGUUUGGCGAGGAGGAGGAGGAUGAGGAUGAGGAUGACGACCUAUACGACGAUGAAGAAGACAUGAUUGUUCCUGCAGAUGCCAGUCAUGGCAAUAAAAUGCGGCUUUCCACUGUCAGAUCUCUUACAGGGUGAGAGGAAUAUCCAGAUUCGAGGUCUUUCCGGGUUCAUCAUAUAUCCCAUAGAACGACGUCUCCAGUCAUUUACUUUUAUUUUUUUUUACCCCUGAUCGAGGGUCUGUUAUUCGAUCAAAAUGUACUGUACAAUACGGGAAUGAAAUUUUGGUUCCAUCCAUCCAGUUCUACAUAUAGAUAGGUCGGGCCGUCCAGCUUUGCCCUUAGUAUCAAUAACUAAACUCCGAAGACUGAAUUCCAG
Paecilomyces variotii is the source of this 1971-nucleotide messenger RNA. RefSeq names its product UbiA prenyltransferase family-domain-containing protein. Gene Ontology annotation, biological process: heme biosynthetic process. The record is from RefSeq and is a predicted model, not a curated record. Gene Ontology annotation, molecular function: protoheme IX farnesyltransferase activity. Gene Ontology annotation, cellular component: mitochondrion; mitochondrial membrane. The transcript has a single exon. Bases 130 to 1731 code for a protein of 533 amino acids. Lineage: Eukaryota; Fungi; Ascomycota; Eurotiomycetes; Eurotiales; Thermoascaceae.